AUGGCCGACCAACAUGUUCCUCGGGCGAACAAGACUCUUCCCGGUCAUGGCAACACCCCUUCGCAUGAGGAUGCCGCAGCACGAAGCAAGGCUCUGAACCAGAAGCUAGAUGUAGCUCUGCUUCCUUUACUAUCUCUACUCUACUUGUUCAACGGUCUCGAUCGUGGAAAUGUUGGCAAUGCUGAAACUCAAGGCUUCACCACUGACAUCGGUGCCAAACCCGAUGAUCUCAACGAAGCAGUCUCGCUCUUCUUUGUGACGUUUGUCGUCCUACAACCUGUUUCUGCGGCAGUGGGCCGAUAUAUCGGAGCAAAGCAUUGGAUCCCGAUCCUCAUGUUUGGCUGGGGCACUGUUACAGUCGGACAGGCGUUCAUCAAAGGCCGUGGGGCACUCAUCGCCACGCGCUUGCUUAUCGGGGCUUUUGAGGCAGGAUUCUAUCCCACUGCAGUAGCCUACUUGUCGUUUUUCUAUCCUCGAUACGACUUUUGUGUCAGACUUGCUCUAUUUUACGGACAAUAUGCCAUUGCUGGUGCCUUUUCCGGAUCCAUUUCGUACGGCAUCUUCCACCUCAAGAAUGGACAUCUGAAGAAUUGGCAGUAUCUUUUCAUCAUCGAGGGUGCCCUCACCUGCUUCUUUGCCGCCGUCGCAUGGCUAUGGCUCCCCAACGGUCCCGGCUCAGCAUGGUUCCUCAGUCCUGAUGAGCGUGCCCUCGCCGUUGAGCGGAUGAAGCAGGACACUGCCGCUUAUGUGGAGCAUGAAUACGGUGAGGACGGCAUUGAGAAGAACCGCCUGAGCAAGAGGGACUUUAUCGAGACCCUGAAGGACUGGAAGCUGUGGACUGUACUGGUGCUCAACAUCUGCGCGAGUGUUCCUAGCAGUGCGUUCUCUGUCUUCUUGCCUCUUGUUGUUCAGGGACUGGGCUAUGAGUCUAUUCUCGCCAACUUGAUGACGGUUCCUCCCUUUGUCUGCGGUGCCCUCGGCCUCUACGCUUUCGCACUCAGCUCCGAUCACUUCAAGGAGCGCGGCUACCACAUCGUCAUCGGCAUCCUCAUUGCCGUUAUCGGUCUCAUCCCCGCCGUUACUGUUUCCUCCUCGGUCGGACAGUACAUCUCCCUCUGCGUCCUGCUCUCCGGUGUCUACAUCUCCGCUCCUCUCACCAUGGCAUGGCUCAGCGGCAACACCCCCGAACCCGGCAAGCGUGCCCUCGUCCUCGGCGUCAAUGGCUUUGGCAACUUGGGUGGUGUUGUCGGUGCACAGCUCUACAGGCAGCGGUACCGUCCCGACUACAGGAUCCCCUUCUACGUCACGUUGGGUUUUCUCGCCGUGGCAUUGGUCGGCUAUCUCUUGUACAGGUUCCUGCUGCAGGCGGUUAACAAGCGCAAGGCGGCUCUUUUGAGCUUAAUGACGGAGGAGGAGGUUGAGAGUGAGAGGCUCAACGACCGACGAUACGCUGACAAGAAGUUGACCUUUGUGUAUGGGCUGUAGAUGGUGGUGGUAUUGGUUCUGCAGCAGAUGUAUUUAGAUGAGGCUCCCGCGAGACCAUUGAAACGCUAGAAAUGACUGAUGAACACCGGCAUCAUGAAGAUUCCUUCUCGGUUUCCUUCAUGCUGGCCAAUUGACUCUGUAAUCCUUGCUUCCCCACAUUCAUAGCCAUCUCCAGUUCCCUCUCUUCCUCUCUGAGUCGGGCCUUGCUGACUGCAACCUCACGGUCGCGCUUCCUCCUCUGCUCCUCAACGGCCCGAUUUCUAUCCUCGAGAGCCUUUUGACGUUUCUCCUUUGCCUCCUGCUGCUUCUUCUUCUCCUCGUCGUCCUUGGCAGCGUCUGGGUCCUCGGGUGGCGGAGGCAGGUUGCUCACGUAAGCCUCGAUCAAAGGAUCGCGAACCUGGGGCUCAAGGGAUAUAUACCGAAGAUCAGUAAGGAUGGCAUCAGGUAAGCCGGUCGAUAACGACUUGUUGUUAAGGAGGUGGAUGGGCUGCGCCUUGAGCAGGGCAGUG
This is a messenger RNA of Fusarium vanettenii 77-13-4, 1994 nucleotides long. RefSeq lists its product as uncharacterized. The record is from RefSeq and is a predicted model, not a curated record. The transcript has 6 exons. Gene Ontology annotation, molecular function: transmembrane transporter activity. Bases 1 to 1485 code for a protein of 494 amino acids. Gene Ontology annotation, cellular component: membrane. Gene Ontology annotation, biological process: transmembrane transport. NCBI's taxonomy places the organism in Eukaryota, Fungi, Ascomycota, Sordariomycetes, Hypocreales, Nectriaceae.